Molecule: messenger RNA, 1018 nt
Organism: Dentiscutata erythropus
Lineage: Eukaryota; Fungi; Glomeromycota; Glomeromycetes; Diversisporales; Gigasporaceae
Source: the annotation of a GenBank genome assembly
AACUCAUCGUAUCAAAGAUUAUCCGGUGGAAAUGUUGGAGAAAAACUACACAUUGGAUGAGCUUACUAUCAAGCCUGAAAGCUUAACAGGAUGGAAACGAAGGCACUACUUAACAAGAAAUUUAAAUCAAAACCAGGAAGUAAGGAUAUACAUAACAAAAGGUGACUGGUAUACCGAACAAGACAUGAAAAGGCUCAAAUAUAAGUAUGAUGGAACCUUAGCAAACUGUGACAUACCUUGUGUGUGGAAGAAAGAUAACUGGAUAAACUGGAUAUUUAGAGGGCUCAAAACAGCCGAUGCCCUCUUUUGUGUCAACAGUCCAAAUCUACCAAAACAGAAAGGAUGGGAAGGGCAGAAGUUCAUAGAAUAUAGUUUGGAAAUAAGUUAUAUUCCGGGACCUUUUGAUAUCUUUGUAACGUUUAAGGAAACUUCUGAUGUACCCACAAGUUACAUUCAAAUGGACCCCAACGAAUGGCGAAAAAAACCCCCCUUCAACAUAACAAGCCUUUCCCCAAAUUCAACAUUCAUCUCCUUCGUUGCUUCUCACUUGACAGAAUUCCGUAAAACUUGGAUUCCGACUCUUCAAGCCCACAUUCCCGUUGCGUCUUACGGCACGGUUUACAAAAAUACUCCGUGGGAUUCGGAAUGCAAGGAUUUUUCUUGGUCUAAUUUGAAAAAUUGUGUCAUAUCUAAAUAUCCAUUUUACCUAGCCAUUGAAAACUCCCAAGUACAAGAUUACUCUACUGAAAAACUUUGGGACACGUUUAAUUUAGGAGUCGUGCCUGUUGUAUGGGGAGCACCCAAUACUCGCUCAUACUUACCACAUCCUAAAUCCGCCAUUUUUAUUGAGGAUUUUCCAAAUGUCGAGAGUCUUGCAAAUUACUUGAAGUAUUUGGUUGGAAACGAGACAGCAUAUUUGGAAUAUCAUCAGUGGCGGACCAUGAAGACAUGGCCAGAGGAAUUUGAGAAGAAGGCAUAUAUGAGUAGGGGGAAUAUGGAAUGUAAUGUUUGUCAAGAG